UUUCAACCUGAAAAACAAAAACCCCGCAGCCCACCCCCUAUCCACCCACCUACCCCUUGGUUUUUCUCUAACAUGCACCAUCACCUUCUCUCUUCCUUCAUCACCAUGGCUCCUCCAUCAUCUUCUUCUUCUUCCAAACCCCUCAAAAAACCCUCAAAUCCAAACCCCAAUACAAAUUCCCCAAAUUGCCCCUCAUCCCAACUAUGUAAUCACUCCCCAUCAGCUACCCUUGAUCUUCUCAUCUUCAUUCUUGUACUUUUCUCAGGCACUUUCCUCAUUAUUUCCUACUUCUCUUACAUCUUUAAUUCCCUUUCUCUCCUUUUCCCAUACCCUCCUUCCCUUUUUUUCAACACCCUUUUAACCCAUCUUCAAGAAAAUGUUGACGUUUCAACCCAAUACAUUUUCUACACAUUCUUUAUCAUUGUUUUCCUUUUUGUGGUGAUUUUCUUUGAGAUCUGUUGUGGCUUUGGGUUUAGAUCAAGAAAAUGUGGGAAACCUGGUUGUAAAGGGUUGAGAAGGGCUAUGGAAUUUGACUUGCAAUUACAAGGUGAAGAGUGUUUCUUGAGAUCUGGUGGUGGGUGUGAGAGUAGUAAUACUAAUAAUAAAGCUGUGAAGGAGAUUAAUGAGUUGCCUUGGAAAGGUGGGACUGAGAAUAAUCCUGAUUAUGAAUGUCUUAGAGCUGAGUUGAGGAAAAUGGCACCACCAAAUGGACGUGCUGUGUUGCUUUUUAGGUCUAGAUGUGGGUGCCCGGUGGCGAAACUUGAAGGUUGGGGUGCUAAACGAGGGCGCCGGCACAAGAAGGCUUUGGCACUUAAUGGUAAAGCGGAGCCUCGCUGAAUGUUGAUCAUUGCAUAUUGGGAUCUAGUUUGUUACCUUCUGAAUUUCAGAAGCAUGGGAGAUUGGUAUUGUUGUUUAGAACCAUUUAUUAAUCCCAUUGACCGAGCUUCAGCUCCUUGGAACUUACUUUAGAACAAUGCUCAAUGUGUACAAACUAUAGACACAACUUAUUUCUUUUCUCAAGAAGCACAUACCAUAAAACAUGAAUAAAUUACAUAAUUAGCAGUCA
Messenger RNA from Lycium ferocissimum, 1066 nucleotides. RefSeq lists its product as uncharacterized. Bases 73 to 837 code for a protein of 254 amino acids. The record is from RefSeq and is a predicted model, not a curated record. The transcript has 2 exons. Lineage: Eukaryota; Viridiplantae; Streptophyta; Magnoliopsida; Solanales; Solanaceae.